AUGGACUCGACUAUGCGAACAGUCUACAACCCUCAAGAAACUCAACCUACCUCAACACUCAACCAUUCAACCGGCCAGUCCACCAUGGCAGGCCAGUCUCAAAAUCAAAAUACCCUAGAAGUCGCAUCGAAUGCAACCAGGCAGAUGUUUUCUUCAUCCUCGCUCCAAUCUGCCUGUUCCCCGCAAACCUCCGCCCCUCCCAUGCAACCCUUGUCACAGGCAUUCGGCAACACAUCCAACUCGAGUAACCUGCCCAUCGCCCCCGCAGCCAACACCCAUGCAUAUGCAGCCCCCACUUCGGCGUCCACAUCCGAUGCCUACCCCCAUCAGAUACACGGUCUCGGGGGCCCAACUGCCACAGCGCCCUUCCUGCAGGAUUUCAGUCUUGUCGCUGAGGCAGCCAAGCGCGCUCAGAUGGGUAUUGUCAUGCGUGAUCUUGAGAGCGUGACUCUGUGA
Molecule: messenger RNA, 456 nt
Organism: Penicillium roqueforti
Lineage: Eukaryota; Fungi; Ascomycota; Eurotiomycetes; Eurotiales; Aspergillaceae
Exons: 1
Coding region: 1-456 (151 amino acids)
Source: RefSeq, a predicted model, not a curated record